Messenger RNA from Prorocentrum cordatum, 300 nucleotides. The record is from the annotation of a GenBank genome assembly. Lineage: Eukaryota; Dinophyceae; Prorocentrales; Prorocentraceae.
AUGGGGAAGGGCAACCGCUCCAUGGCGAAGGAGGGGUUCGAUGCGGAGGACCGAGAACACGCGCUUGUGGGUCCCGUCCAAGACGGAGAAGCCGCCCAGCGGCAUGCAGACGCGCUCGCGGGUGCCCCUCGGCGGCGCGGCCCUGAGCGCCGCGGCGCUGAAGGGGAGAGUGGAUUGAGCCAGCAGCUUCCAACGCUGGACAAGGUCUCGGCCAACCUGGGCAGGCCCCCGCCGAGCCCGUCGGUCUCCAACCUCAGCAGCGUCUGCCUGAGCCCCGUGGGCUCGGACCGCACCAGGUGA